AUGGAUGAUACCAGACUUGAAGAAUUUGUGCGACAGCUGUCUGAUCUUGAAGUCGCGCUUUUCCUCUCUCUGGUUGCGCGCGAACAUUGCCUCAUUGAGACCACGGGUGACCUUAUUGACGACCUCGCCAAAGAACUAGCCUUGAUAUGCUCACGCACUUUUGAUCUUUCAUAUUCCAUUCUUGAUUGUUCCACGGAAACCUCCAUUGAGGACUUCCAUGAUGAGAUCCUCACCGCUGAUGCCCGCAAAGGACAAGAGCGGUCGUCAUAUUUCAGAUUGAAGACUGGAUCUUCGAGUAACCUUUCGACAUACAUGACACCACGGGAGCGCGAUCAGAGCAGGUCUCCAGCCCCAAGAAGCACCGCCGAUGAAAUCAAUGUUGUCAACAUUGUCAUUGCUAAGAACUUCAAUCUCGUAGAUGAUGACAUCCAAGUCCAGGCUCUACAGUUAAUGCGAGCCCGAAGGUUAGCUACGGAGCCAGGAAUGUUAAACGCACCCACGGACUUCCUUUUCAUACCACUGGUAGUAAGGGAGUCUGACCAGCUUGACCCACCAUUAAAUACUCAUUUGAAUGAGCAUCUUCUCGUCUCUCAUUUCUACAACUGGGUAGAUGGCUUCGUGUAUCAUGAGGAAGAUGAAUGGUUAUCCGACAGCCAAUUGUCGGCUUCCUCGGUAAUUCACAAGCCAAAGCACCAGCAGAAGAAAACCGCAAAAGUCGAUGAAACAGUGAUGGAUAAGCUACGAGAAGCUAGUGAAUCGGUCACUACAAGCGCAGAAAUUGUCCGAUACAUUCAAGAUAUCGUUGUCUUCUUACGUCUGAGUCGCGCCGUCGGUGGUGGGAUUUCUGCCAAGGCGAACUUUCAGCUCGCCCGAUUUGCAGAAUUCCUCGCACCUUUACACGGAAUAGAUUAUCUUACUCCUUCAAUCGUGGCUCUCGCCGCGAGAAAGGUGUUCCGACAUCGUAUCGUCGUCACGGCUCCUGGUCAAGAUCGAAGUUUACAGUAUGGGAGUGAUAUGGUGGCCGUUUCCCAUGUCCUGGCAAAUGUCACACCGGAUUCAAUCUUGGAUGGCAUUUUGGAGCUGGAGCCUCCAAUUUGA
Molecule: messenger RNA, 1098 nt
Organism: Penicillium cataractarum
Lineage: Eukaryota; Fungi; Ascomycota; Eurotiomycetes; Eurotiales; Aspergillaceae
Exons: 7
Coding region: 1-1098 (365 amino acids)
Source: RefSeq, a predicted model, not a curated record